GUGGUUAUAUUUCAGCAGACCACACCACCCAUCCUGUUCUUCAGUGCUCUUGGAGAUUUUCUCGGGGAGCUUGGCAGUUUGUGAGGUCCAGCCAUGGACCACAACUACCCAAUGAAGAAACUGGGCUAUAACAACAAGGACUACAAGAGGACGAAAUCCAACAGCUGCAGUUUCUAUUUCAGGUACUGUCUCCUGUGCACCAGUAUCAUCCAGCUGCUGAUUAUCUUGGGGCUUGUCCUCUUCAUGAUCUAUGGCAGCACUCACAGCAACCAGCAGUCUCAGCUGAAGAGCACUCAGAACCAGUCUGCCAAGUUGAUCGAGGAUAUUGAGAAUCUACAAAGUACCAUCAACAAGCAAAAGAAGAAUAUGACGGGUUGCUAUUACUUGGCUGGCAAUCUCACAGAAAAACUAAACAACAUGAACAAGAGUUUGCAAACCUGCAUCCCCCGCAAGAAUCUUACAAGCCUAAAGUAUUGUUUACCAUACUAUUCCUACUUUCAAGAUUGCAUCUUAAAAGCAGAUUAUGACACCUUGAAGAGAAACUACUCCACCCUCCAAGACCAGCUGGCAAAGCUCAUGGUUGAACAAGAGCUCAAGGAAGCAAGGCAGAAAUUGGAGGAAGCAAGACUGCACAACAAGAUAAGUAACCUGCUUCUACAGCUGCAGGACCUUAAAGGAAACUGUACAUCUAUGAGUAAGGACUUCCAGACUGCACUGGACAAGGCCAAAGCAAAUUAUGAAUCAAACUUCAAAAAGCUGACCACAGGGGUGAGCUACAGCCUAGACCUGAAUGAUCAAUUGAAACGGGUCAAAGCCAACUGCACCCCACUUUCUUUAAGGUUUCAAAUGGACAUCCGGCAGAAGGUGUCAGAAUUUGAGAAAAACUUCAGCAGGGCGUGGCAGUUGAAUAGUGAGCAGAAGUCAAAGAUAGAUGACCUGGAAAAGAUGAACAACAAGUGCAAGCAGGAUGCGCAAACAAAAUCUGACGAAUUCACACAGAGAGAAUGGAAGCUGCGGGAAGAGAUACAAAAAUACAUGGAGGAGAGGAUACAGUUACUGGAGGAGAGGAACAAACUGAGGAGUCAGCUGGCUGCCCUGAAGGACAGAAAGCCACAGCUUCCCUUGUUAAGCCAAAGAGGCAUCCAACCCCUCAUAUCUUCCUGUCAGGCACAGGCGGAGGUCAUCAAUCAAAUGAAACAAUCGCUGGAUUUGAAAGACUGGAAUUUGAAAAGCAUGCAUCUGGAAGUAGAAACUCUGAAGCAGAGACUGAAAGAACAAGAAACCAGAUGUUUGGAAUGGAAGCUCUUGAACUGAAGGAACUCAGGAUAAACAGUGUGAAGAUGCCAUGAUCUGCAUGAAGUCAGAGAGCAAAACCUCAUCAGUACCAACACAUCCAGUGGAAUCCCCUUAUUCUGGCACUUGCGAUACACACUCCAAUCAAUUCCUUAGUGUCCUGUGUGGCUGACAGCUCUCAUAGUUCCUGCAGAGCACUGUCCAUUGGCAAUCUAAUAAUCUGAUAAAUGAGAGUGGGGUGGGUUACAAGGAAUUCUUCUACAAGGAGCAUGGUUGGAGCUGUGUUUUAUUACAGAAAAUUAAGGGAAAAACCAUUGCACCAUGUAAGGUAAAACAAAAUAAUUAUAGCGUGCAGAGGCAGCUACAGGAUAAUCGGGAGAUAGCAGUGGGAAUUCUUGAAAUUUGAUUCUAGACCUUGGGGAGGGAAUGGGUGGGGACCAGUGGGAUUAGUUUGGAAUUGUUGCAGAGCCAUGGGGAAAGGGGGCAUGGGAUUAAUUUGGGAUUGAUGCAGCACCGUAUAAAAAGAGGGUGAGGCAGUGGGAUUGGUUUGAAUUGAUGCAAAGGUGUGAGAGAGAGGGAGCAGCGAGAUGAGUUUGGGAUUGAUACAGGGGUAUUGGAGAGAGAGGGGAAAGUGGCAUUUAGUUAUCAUUGAUAUAGAGAUGUGGGAGAGAGGGGGCAGGGGGAUUAGUUUUGGAUUGCUGCAGGGAUGUCAAAGAGAAGAGGCUUGUGGAUUUAAUUCAGGGAUGAUACAGUAAUGUGGGAAUGAAGGAGGAAGCAGGAUUAGUUUGGGAUGCUUGUAGAACAAAGCCAGCAUAGUCAUAGAACAUAACGGCACAGUGCAGGCCCUUUGGCCCACGAAGUUGCGCCGACCUUUUAACCUACUCUAAGAUCAACCUAACCAUUCCCUCCCACAUACCCCUCCAGUUUUCUAUCAUCCAUGUGCCUAUCUCGCUUAAAUGUCCUUAAGGUAUCUGCCUCUACCAGCACCCCUGGCAGCGUGUUCCACGCACCCACAACUCUGUAAAAAACUUAGCCCUGACCUCCCCCUGUACUUUCCUCCAAUCACCUUAAAAUUAUGCCCCCUUGUGUUAGUAAUUUCUGCUCUGGGAAAAAGUCUCUGACUGUCCACUUAAUCUACGCCUCGUAUCAUCUUGUGCACCUCUAUCAGGUCACCUCUCAUCCUCCUUCGCUCCAAAGAGAGAAGCCCUAGCUCACUCAACCUAUCCUCAUAAGACAUGCUCUCCAAUCCCGGUAGUAUCCUGGUAAAUCUCCUCUGCACCCUUUCUAAGGCUUCCACAUCCUUCCUACAGUGAGGCGACCAGAACUGAACACAGUAUUCAAAGUGUGGUCUAACCAGGGUUUUACAGAGCUGCAACAUUACCAUCAUGAUGGGCCAAAUGGUGCCUUCAGAGCUGGAAAUGUUCCUGCUUCUGUAUCAGUGCCGUGGAAAGCCAAGGGCUAACUCAAAGUUUUUGCAUUUAUUUAUAUGCAGUCAUCAGAGUCAGGAACAAAUCCCAGGAUCCUGAUUCGUAACUUAUCCAAACUUGGGUAUUGCCAAUAAAAACAGCUCCUCCCAAACCUUCAUCCCAUGAACUUCAAACAAGCCAAAAAAUGAGAAUUCAAAACAUAGACACGAUUGGAUUAUCUGGGCAGUGGGGGUCAGCAAGGCAGAGCUCAGGAUGCUUGUAUCUGGUCCCAGGGUUACAGGCUGGAUAUAUCUGCCACAGAUGGUCAGUAAUUCUGUCACAGGUGGGCUACGAACUUGGGAAACAGAAUUCAGUGUCUAAAAGUAGCUGGUGUGUGUGAUGUGCAGGGAUUAGGAUAACAGGAUUCCAGUGUGUGUGUUGUGUGUGUACAUUGUUUUCAUUACUAGAUUAAGGAUUUCCUCUGUUGCAUUUGCUCAUUUUGCAAUCCCUUAGGUAUGAGAGAAAAAUGUUAAAGUCUGAAGUUAGACUGACAUCUCUUUCUACUUAAAAGUAGCAAAUACAAAGAAAGAAGCAACAAUAUUAAUCAAAGGAUGUUAAACCAUGGGUUUAAACCACAUACAUAUUAACUAUUGAUGUUAAUCCAAAGGUAUUAACAAACAAAUAUUAACUAAUAAAUGUUAAUCAAAGGGUAUUAAUCAAUGUAAGUAAAAUAAUGGAUCUUAGCUAGUAUUUUAUUCAAUCCUGGGAUGUGGCAAAGUUGACAAAGCCGUCACGUAUUGCACAUCUCUCAGUGCUCUCAGGAAAGUGCUGGUGAGUCAUCUAGAACAGCUGAAAUUCUUCACAUGAAGAUCCUCUGACUAACAAUUGUUAAUCGAAAGUUAUUAACUAAUGGCUGUUAACGACUAGAUAUAAUAUCUCAGUUACUAAUUCUACCCCUGAUUUGGGGCAAACUCAGAUGAGUAUAAACAAGCCUGAUCCUCUAACAGCCUAAUGUACUAAUUGGAUUGCAAAGUCUAGCUCUGAUUACAGUUAUGAGAUUUAUAUUCUGCAUCAGUUCUUUGUCUAUUGCCAUGCACUAAUUGCUUACAUUUACAAUAUUUUGUUUUAAACAGCAAUAACAUUAAGUAUUAGCUCAUUGGUCCUCUAUGUGCUUGUCCCAGAAUCUUCACUCCCCUACCUCCCUGGUGCACCCCUCUCCCACUUUUCAUUCCCUGCUUCUAGUAGACAGUACUUAUAGCGAAUGGAGUCUUAGGGCAGUGAAAGGUUCUCAGGUUAACUUUGACGACAUUUGUAACUGGCAUUGAAGAAGUUCGGCUCCAUGCUGCCUAUUGCAUUGUAUUAUUCAAACCAAGGGACUAAUAAACAAAUG
Molecule: messenger RNA, 4089 nt
Organism: Pristis pectinata (smalltooth sawfish)
Lineage: Eukaryota; Metazoa; Chordata; Chondrichthyes; Rhinopristiformes; Pristidae
Gene: plvapa
Product: plasmalemma vesicle associated protein a
Exons: 6
Coding region: 94-1314 (406 amino acids)
Biological process (GO): positive regulation of cellular extravasation; regulation of vascular permeability
Cellular component (GO): caveola
Source: RefSeq, a predicted model, not a curated record